Molecule: messenger RNA, 1691 nt
Organism: Populus trichocarpa (black cottonwood)
Lineage: Eukaryota; Viridiplantae; Streptophyta; Magnoliopsida; Malpighiales; Salicaceae
Product: zinc finger protein 4
Exons: 3
Coding region: 675-1418 (247 amino acids)
Biological process (GO): negative regulation of abscisic acid-activated signaling pathway
Source: RefSeq, a predicted model, not a curated record
UGUUAAAGUUGGAUGAGAGCGAAGUUUUUAGAAAUGAAGAAGUCGCAAACAUUUGAGUGUAUUUCUGUGGGGCUUCCCAUCUUUGUUUCUUUGCUUUCUCUGUCUUUUGGUUUGCUUUUUCACCCUCACACAUCAAUUCUCUCUCAUGUAGCUGCUGUCGAUUGAAAGACUAGGAAAGAGCCCAAAAUUCAACGUUCUGAGUGGUUGCUGCAUUAUCUGCUUUUCUUUGCUUUCUUUUUCUUCAUUUAUUUCAUUCUCUGACUUAUUAGACUUUGCACCAUCUUCUCCUUUUCUUCAACUUCUGCUUUCCCAUAAUUGUUCGCAUCUCUCCCCAGUUAUUCUUUUUUUUUUUCUCUACUUUCACCCCCUCCAUAAGUGGUAAAAAACCCACUUUGUUCACUCAAUUUUUCUCUCUUUUUUUCUGAUACUCAAACGGACUCUCUCUCUCUCCCCAAAGCAGUACUAUGUCCCUGAAGCACACUCAGAAAUCUCAAGAUACCAUAUCCAUUUUCUUACUCAAGAUGUUAAAGAGAUUGAAGAUUAAUCUGGAGUUCGACGGUAGCGGUCUUACUUCUGUUUGCAACUGAUAUUAUGAGGUGAAGCACUAGCCGGUUCUAAGCAGUUUUCCAUUGGUAGUACAUAUAGACCGAAGUGCUUUACUGUUUCACCCAGUCAUGAUAUCUCCAAAAUCCAAAUCGGAUUUUGAAAAUGAUUUAGAAGUUAGUAGCCAAGUAGCAUCCAACAUAUCUGUGCACGAACUAUCCCCUGAUCCCUCCAAGGAUAGCACCACCCCUUCUUCCUAUCUCACGGAUCUCGUUAAGCAUCAAGAGAAUUCUGUGCCAGUUUCCCUUGACUUAUCACUCCACUUCAACUCCAGUGAGAUUGAGUUGAAAGGAACAGGUGAGACUAGCAUUGAAGUAGCUGCCCAUACUCCAGCCACAACCAUCCCAAGAGUUUUCUCCUGCAACUACUGCCGGCGAAAGUUCUACAGUUCACAGGCACUUGGUGGCCACCAAAAUGCUCACAAGAGGGAGCGAACGAUGGCAAAGCGAGCCAUGCGAAUGGGAAUGUUUUCAGAUAGGUAUACUAACUUGGCUUCUCUGCCACUUAAUGGCUCCGCAUUUCGGUCUCUUGGGAUCAAAGCUCAUGCUGCAAUGCACCAAAGUAUCAUACAAUCACAAACCCCUCCUGUUACAAGAGGUGGAGCUAGGUUUGAGCAAGGCUAUUAUGGAAUGCCGAUGUUCAUGGAAGAUGAUGAUGUGGGUCCAUACUGGCCUGGGAGUUUUAGGCGGGUUGGUGAGGCAGUUGGUGGUAACUCAGGUUUAGAGUUGGCUCAAAGUCCGAAUAUGAAUUUUGAAGCAAGAGCACCCCCACCAAGGACAGAUUCAUCAGCACCUGAUCUUACUUUGAAGCUCUGAAUUCCUUUUACUUUUUUGAAUCUUAUUUUUCUCCUAGACAUACUUACUCAUAUCACUUUUCCCUUUGUACAGUGAGAUAUGCAAUGUCAAUGGCUAUGAGCUUUCUAAUUUUCAUUAGAACUUCGCUCCCUAUCUCUUUCUUAUUAUCAUUUUUUUUCUUCUUGGUGUAUUUUUAUAGUUCCAACUAUGUUGUUGUGCUCUUUAUCUACAAGAAUUUUGGAGGUCUAAAUCAAUGGAAAGAUCUCGCAGUAUAUUUAUAUUACUGUUUUUUUA